Messenger RNA from Adineta steineri, 5226 nucleotides. NCBI's taxonomy places the organism in Eukaryota, Metazoa, Rotifera, Eurotatoria, Adinetida, Adinetidae. The record is from the annotation of a GenBank genome assembly.
AUGCAUGUACUCGACAAUCAAAUAAGAAAUCUUCUUCUAAACGAUGAUAGACACCUAACAUUUGAUUUAAACGGUAAACAAGUAAAGAUUUCAUUAACUGAUACUCUAGAGCUUGUUUCAUACAUUGUAUUGGAUAUAACGAAAGAAAAUAAAAAUAUUCCAUUACCAACAGCGAAAGAAAUAAGUAUUGAAUUGAUUAAGUAUCAAGUGGGCGAGAAAUUACUUUUGUGUGAUCAGCUAAAUGCUCAAUUUCCCAAUAUUUAUCAAUUUGUCUGCACACCUUCAGAUCAAUUGCUUCAUACUGAUAUGAAGAAGAAAAUCUAUAUCAAUGGUAUUUCUGCUCGAAUAUAUUAUUGUGCUGAUUGCAGUUUUUUUGAAAAUUUACCUAAAUCAAUCACUCAACAAGAUUUGAAAGAAGCAAUUGAACAAGAUAUUGAGCAAGGAAACAUCUCAUCCUCAUCUCUUCAUAUUCAACUAAAUGAACAGACGCGCGAUGCAUGUGUUAUUGUCACUGAUAAAGCACGCAAAUGGGUAACAACAACACAUCUAAAUCUUCAUGGUAAAUCAAUAUCGAAGAAGAAUGGUAUGAUUUGUCGUUUACUACUUUAUCCAGUUCCUCAAACAUAUAAUAUGCAACAAAUUUUCAAUCACGAAAUAUUUCAUGGUAAAGUGAUAAGUCAUGAGCAUAACGAUCAGACUCUUACGCUUGUAUUGUCAGAUAAGAAGACUUUUGACGAAUGUUUAAAGUUCGGAAUACUUAAAGUUAAUGGUGACAUUUUUCAUAUAAAAACUUCGAGUGAGUCAACUAAUUCAGAAGGUAAUGAAAUUAAUGCAGCUACAUGGUAUAAAGCCGAAAUGCUUCAAUACAAACCGGAUAUUAUGCAGUUUGUUGUCACUCCUGAACAUAUUAUUUUUCAUUACCGAUGGAAUGCUACGGUAUGGCUCGAUGAAUUCGAACGUUCACCAACUCAUCCUCGCGAUUCAAAAGCUACAAAAUCCGACAACAUCCGUCAUUUACUACGCACGACUGUGAUGUUAAAUACAAUUGCUGCUAUACGUAAAAAGAGUUAUAUACUUGAUGGUCAAGAAGUGAAAUUGAAUCUUAACAAUAAACUAAAAACAAUUGUCUAUGAUCAUAAGUCGAAGUUAGAACAAUGUGACAAUAAAACAUUGACAAAGACUCCAUACGAAAAAACAACUGUAGAAGUUGUUCAAGAAGAUUGUCUUGUAAUAUAUGAGGAUUUAUUCAAAAACAACUAUCAUCCACUUUUGCUUAAUAUGGCUAAUGCGACAACUCCAGGCGGAGGCUACAGAAAAGGUGAUGGUGCACAAGAAGAAAAUCUCUUUCGACGAUCGGAUUAUUUUCGAAGUCUUGAUAUUGAGUUUGAUGAAUAUCAGGAACAGCAGUCUGAUCGUUUCUAUUGUACAUCUGACUGUCAAAUGAAACGUAUAGAGAAUCAAAAACGUAUCUAUCCUAUGGAUGAAUUUGGUGCUAUUUAUACAUCGGGUUUAACUGUGUUUCGUCAAUCAGAAGACCAUGGUUAUGAAUAUAUGAAACAACCACUAGGAAACGUAUGUGCCGUAGCUAUGGCCGCUUAUCGAGAACCACGAUUAGAAGACAACAGACUAACAUCUCAAUAUGCUGUUGGAAUGAGAAAAAAGAUUGAAAAUAUAUUUGCUAUUGCUUAUCAUCAUAAACAUGAUUCUCUUGUUCUAUCCGCACUCGGCUGUGGUGCUUUCAAAAAUCCACCUGAUCAUGUUGCAGAGCUCUUCAUGUCAGUUAUUGAACAAUAUGCUGGUUUUUUUAAAACAAUUAUAUUUGCGAUUAUUGACGAUCAUAACACGGGUCGUCAUUUCAAUCGAGAAGGUAACUUUAAACCAUUCCAAGUCUUGAAUGGAAGAUCUGUAACACCAUUUAAACCAAUGAACAUACCAAAUGCGAUGUUUGGUCCCUACCGACUUUUAUCCGAUGGUGAAACUAUGAGUGAUGUUUGUAUAUUUGAUUCGACACCGUGCCAAUCUGGAGCACAAUGUAAGGAGAUUCAGAAUUCGAAUCAUGCUCGAAAUUUUUCUCAUCCACCGGUAUGUGCUAUGUCAUAUGGUGAUGGUAAAUGUUCACAAUUAGGUGAUAGUGUUCAUAUGCAAUCAUUUAUUCAUCAAAAACAAUGUCCAGACGGUGGUGAAUGUCUACAGAUUGAUAAUGAAAAACAUAAGCAGCAAUUUGAGCAUCCAUCUUAUUGUUCGAAAGGUAGUGCUUGUCAAAAUAUGGAUCAAAAACAUUUGCGUGAUAACCGUCAUCUGCCAUUAUGUCCAGAAUCGCAAAAAUGUAAGGAUUUUCAGAAAAAUGUAAAGCCUCAUUGUAAUUUAUAUCGCCAUUGUGCACUUAACUGUCCAUAUGGAGGUUAUUGCAUCCAUUUUCAUGAUGAAAACCACAGGAUCGAACUUCAACAUCCAUUUCGUACUCCUUGUCCAUUUACUCCAUAUCAUUGUCGAUUUCACAAUGAACUAAUGAAAACAUCAAAAAAUCACUCACCUUCUGAAACUAUUCGACAGCAUUGCUCGCAAUUUGCACAUGUCUGUCCAUUUGGCCGCAAUUGUACGGAUACGGAUCCGAAACAUAAAAAUGAUUUUAUUCAUGUAGCUCGUGUUAUUUGUUCUCAGAAUGACAAUUGUCCAAAACUUAAACAAGAAGAUCAUCUUAACUCGUUUUCACAUAAGAAUAUAAGGGAUAUACGAAGUUUAUGUGACGAUCCAGUGUGUAACAAGCGUGAGGAUCCUUCUCACUAUACUAGAUAUCGUCAUAUUAUUCAAUCUGAAGAUGACACAGCCGUUAAAUAUCAUGGUGUGAAUGCAAAUAUCGAUUUUGUUGAAAAUCAAAAGAAUAUCAUCGCAGGUAUUAAUAAUUUUUUCAAAAAUCAACAAUCCACACUACCUUCAAUAAAAAAUGUUCCGGAAAAGAUUCGUGAUUGGCUAUGCACUGUUCAACCUGUGUAUCGAUGUAAUUCGAUCACAUUCGAAUCGAUUCUUUAUUCUGGAUAUGUCAUGAGUCAAGACUAUAUGAAACACUUGGAAAACCCAAAAUUUCUUGCCGAUAUUGUACUUCAACAUAGCUAUAUACAGCGAAUUGAUGCUUUGAAAACAACUUCAACACAGCAGAUUGCCAAGGAAUAUAUCAUCGCUUUGAUUAAUAAAGAAUAUGGAAAAAAUAAUGGCACAAAUUUAGAAAGAAUAAAGGAAGAUCUGUCACAUUUUAUAUCUUCUGGCGAUAGAAAUACAUUAAAAAUCAUAGUACAAAAUAUGAUACAAGUAUCUACAAAAUUGCAUUCAAAUAUGAACAAUCUUAGUCCUGUAUCUGAUAAUGCCGUGUCGUGUAUUCUCGGACCGAAUUUAGGACAUUAUUAUGGAGAUAUAGUUAUUGUUUUUAAACGAGAAAUUUUACAUCAUCCUGAUACCAGUGUCUCUAUACAAAGUGCAUCGUCAUUUGCCAGUGGAGACAUUUUUCGUCACUGCCCAUGGCUUGGCAAGGAUUCAAAAACAAACAAUAAUCGAGCAGAACUUUAUUACAAAUCAAAACUACAAGCAUCAAUACCAGGAUUUGUACCAACUGUAGCUAUGCAAUUGAUAGCUAUGACUUCUAUUGCAUUCGGCCGAACACCAACGGGUAUUAAUCUUGAAUCAAUUUUGAAUCGUUGGAUGCAAGUUGAUUCACAUGAAACUAUUGAAGCUAAUUUACCUCAACUCAUUCCAACAAGCUACAUCGAUCAUAUCUACAUACCGCAAAAUAUAUUUAAUUCACUUAACUCUGACGCACGCAAGAUGAUAGAUGCUAUUUUCAAAGAUCGCAUCACAAAAAUCUCAUAUAAUGGCGAUUCUAACCCACCAAUGAAACCAUAUGGUCCAAAGCCUGAGGCAAGAUCACGCAUUGAUUAUCAAGAUGCUGUUGUAGAAAAACUGAUCGAUCGAUUUAGUCAACACCCUGACAACUCGAUAGUGAGACCUAUUCAAGGCUUUGCUAUAACAGUAUCACCAUCACAAUUUAAUAAUCAUAUUGUUGUACCUUUAACGAUAUCACAAGCAUAUUCUCAAUAUCGUAUUGAUUGUUCACAACGAUCACGUGAGAAUACAAUUUAUAUCUAUUGGCAAGUGUUGAAAGGUGAUAUGAUGUUAACAUUAUCAAAUGAACGAAUUGAUUCAAGCAAACAAGUAUCAACUGUACGCAGUUUGAUUUGUUACGUCGCUGAAAAGCCAGCGCCAGACAGUACUCAAUAUCACGAAAAUGCUUCGUAUUUAAAUAGUGGCUUUCCACAUCAACAUGACGCAGUCAUUCGUAAUUGCAAUUAUGCAGCAAAUUCAAACACAUUCUAUAUUGGAUGUAAUACAGACGAUUUUAUGACUUUUUGUCUUGAAAUUCAACGUUCAACGGGCAAAAUCACUCUUUCUCAUGCUGGUCCUAAUUCACUCUACAAUCAUACUAAUAUUUCUUACACCUUUGGUAAAACAGAACUUGAUCUAUCUCAAUUAGAAUUUGUUCAUAUUAGUACUGGUACACAUACAGUACCAAUUCGAAAUUUGAUGAUUUGGUUUGAUAAACAACCUGAUCUACAUCCAACACCUGAUAAACAAUUUAAGAUAGAUUCUAGUCCGGCCGAUGUUGGUGAUCAAGAUUUACCUCUAAUUCCGUGUCCUGACAACGUCAAUUGUCUUCUUCAAUUGUCACCCAAUGAAACAACUCAUAAUUCCAAAUAUUCACAUCCAUGUCGUUUCUCCGAACUCUGUCGAAAUCAUGAACCAUAUUUAACACAUGAGCCUCAUCAAGUACCUAAUUGUCAAUAUGAUGAUAAGUGCGACAAACUAAUUGAUCCAAUUCAUCGAGCAUCUUAUCGUCAUACAGACUGGCCUGAUUUCCUAGUACCAUGUCGGUUUAGACAGGAAUGUCGUGAUAAAUCAGACAAACAUCGUAUCAAAUAUUCGCAUGGUGAACAAGUUAUUAAAAACACCAGACUAGCAGGUGUACAAGAUGAUAUGAAAUUUCAGCAUAAUCAAUCAUUAGUGAAAAAAGAUCAAAGGACACCUUGCAAGUGGGGCCUGGGAUGUCGAGAUCGUGGAAAUAGGGAACAUUACGAGAAAUAUUCUCAUUCUGGGAAUGUCUUGACACCUGAUAAUCGUGCAAAUUCCUCUGCAAGAGGCUUUCAAGGUCCACCGACGACUCAUACAAGACGAACAUAG